AUGGCCGCCAUCUACCCCAUCAUGCUACAGGCAUCCCUAACCUGGCCUGAGGGAACUUCAGGGAUGGCUGAGGCCGGUGGGGAAGAAGGAGGUGGCUUGCCCCAGGUGAAGGGCUGUGCCAAGGCGUCCUCUUUGAAAGCCCAUACUGGAACUCCUAACUGGAGCUCCGAACUGCGGCUAUUGAUAAUAACCCCUUCUCCUUCCCUGCCCUCCCUCCACGUACGGAUUUACCGAUACCCCCACCCCCACCCCCAGCGCCCUGAUCCGGCUGAACAAAGGGCAGUGCCGGCACAGAGGAGCCACAGCGGUCAUGGAGCGGAGGCGGCGCGCGGAGCCCGCCGUCAGCCUCGUUCGCGGCUGCGGGACUACCCCGGGGAAAGCCCCCGUCCGGCCCCGCCCCGGACCCGCGAAUCGGCCUCCCAGUGGCUGCUGGCCGCGGCUACCUGCGGGCCGGUGAGCCCGGAGGCUCCGGGAGGUCGGACCUGGCCUUGCCAAGCAGGCAGCGCUGGAGCUGGCCUGGCGGGGGCCGGGCCGUGGGUCCCCCUGCUGCUGGGCCUGCUGCAGUCCACUCUAGGGAAGCCCCUUCUCCCCCCUCCCCAGAACGUGACGCUGCUCUCCCGGGACUUCGGUGUGUACCUGACAUGGCUCCCAGGGCCUGGCUACUCCCAGAAUGUGACCUAUUUUGUGGCCUAUCAAAGCGCUGCAACCCCCAGACGGUGGAGAAAAGUGCAGAAGUGCAAAGGAACCAAAGAGCUGGUAUGUUCUUUGAUGUGCCUGGAGAAGCAGGACCUGUACAACAAGUUCAAGGGGCGCGUAUGGGCGGCUUCUGCCAACGCCAGGUCCCCCAUGGUGGAGUCCAAGUACCUGGAUUACCUUUUUGAAGUGGAGCCAGCCCCACCCACCCUGGUAGUCACUCGGACAGAGGAGGUCCUGAGCAUCAAUGCCACUUAUGAGCUGCCCCACUGCAUGCCCCGACCGGAUCUGAAGUAUGAGGUGGAUUUCUGGAAGGAAGGAAUCCAGAACAAGACGCGAUUCCCAGUCACCCCCCAUGGCCAGCCAGUGCAGAUCCCCCUGCAGCCGGCCGCCAGCGGCCACUACUGCUUCAGCGCCAGGACCAUCUACACCUUUGGUGAUCCUAAAUACAGCGAGUUCUCCAAGCCCACCUGCUUCUUCCUGGAUGCCCCCGGAGCCAACUGGGCAUUCCUGGUGCUGCUACCACUUCUGCUUCCCCUGCUGUUGGUCAUUGCCAUAGGCUUUGUGAUCUGGAAGAGCUUCAGAGAGAACCCCUGGUUUCAGCGGGCAAAGAUGCCAUGGGCCCUGGACUUUUCUGGAAACAGAUACCCCGUGGCAACCCUUCAUCCCAGUGGUCCUGAGCCCCUGGAUACCUUGACCCUCUGUCCCCAAAAGGAACUGACCGGAAGGGUCCGGCCAAGCCCCAGAGUCAGGACCCCAGCCACCAUCCAGGCCGGACCAGAGAAGAACAGUGCUGAGGAGGACGACGAUGAGGAGGACGCAGAUGCCAAUGUCAACUUUCAGCCCUACCUUGAACCACCCUCCUUCCUAGGGCAGGAGCACCAGAUCCCGGGAAACUCUGAGGCAGGGGACACCUGGAGCCCUCCUGUCCAGGUCGAAGGCUGGUCUGCUACCGAUGCUUCAGACAGAAGCUGGGCCAGCGCGGGGGGCUCCUCCCCGUGGGAUGAGUCUGAGUCCUCUUGCUAUUUGGCCAAGAAGAUGCCAGGCCAAGGGCCAGGUGGGGAUGGGUGUCAGGAGACCCUCCCACUGCCUGACUUCUCCAAGGACUUGAGUUUCCUGGAAGAUCCCCGGGAAGAUGACCUCUCCUCCUGGGCCAGCUGGGGCUCUUUAUCACCAGGGCUGGAUCUGCUCCCUGGGGAGCCCCCAGUUUCUCUCCGCACACUGACCUUUUGCUGGGACAGCAACCCUGAAGAGGAAGAGGAGGAGGAGGACGACGAAGAAGAAAGUGAAGAUGGAGGAGGAAGGGAAUCAGAAAUUGAGGAUGACAGUCCUGGCAGCUGGGGGGCCGGGCGCCUACAGAAGACUGAGGUCAGAGGUCGGACCCUGGGACAUUACAUGGCCAGGUGAGCCAUUCCCCAGCUCCGCCCCCCACCACAUCUGGUGCCACUGAGCUUUCCUAGGACCGAGAUGCCACUGAGACUUGAGAGUCUGGGAGCAUCACUGCUGAGGACAUGGAGGGCUCUUGAAGCAUUUUGGAAACCCCAGGGUUGUCGUCAAUUGCCUUGAGCAGUAAGAAGCCACCGCAUCGUCUUUGACUCACCAGCUUUGGGCUGAGCUGCGGGAGGGGUGGAGACAAGAAUGGGCUGAGGUCAGAGGUUGGUUGGGUGUUCGUAUCACCCCCACUGCCUUUGGAGUGACAGGCCAGUUAGGAGAAUCAUCCCUGAAUAGCAUGAAACUGGUCAAGUCAGGUCACAGUGGACACCAGAGGCUGUCCUGACACCACAUGGGGCCACCUGGAUCUGGGGGGAGGGAAAUGGGAGCACAUCUUUGUCACUGUCAUGGCUUUCUCUGGCACCUGCCGAGCUCCCCCACCCGCAGGUCUCAGCCUCCUAGUUCAUGCAUUGUCUUGGGUGGGCCCCAGUAAAGAAAGAUCUAGUAAGCAGCGGAUGUUGGAGAGGAAGGGAGAGGUUAGUCAUUAUUCAAAUCCCAGCCUCUGACUCAUGGAAUUGCAUACCUUUUAUGAUCAGAUGACCUGGAUUCAAAUCCCAGCUCUGAUGUUUACCAGUCAUGGGACCUUGGGUAACCCACCUUCCUUCACUCUACCUGGGUUUUCUCACCCGUUGCUGAGGGUCCCAAGAGAGAGACGUGUAGUAUGGUGCCUGGCACAUCGCUGGUACUCUCUGCAUGGUGGCUGGUGGGCUUCUCCAUCCUCCCAGGCUCUGAGAAGACUCCUGGGCACCUCCCACCUGUGACCCCUAAACUCUGAGCAACUAACAUUCACCUUUUAGCGGGUCUCACCUCCGAUCUACCUCCUGCCUUCUACCCUAACUUCCUCUCUCCUCGUGGUCAGGAAACUGCACUCUCAGAAGCCAGAGCCCAGCCAAGAGGGACCCUGACCCUUCUCCCCUUUCCCGGAAAAGAAGGAACCAAAUGAUCACCUUCCAGGGUUCUGCUUUGUUGGGGUUGCGGUCGCAACCCGGCAGAGAAUUGGACUCCUGGGCUGUGAUCCCUGUCUUUGACAGCACUUUAGUCAGACUUCUUAAUUAUAAAGAAGUCCCAUUUUCCCUUCUAGUUGUAGAAGUUGCUAGAAGAUUCUAGAAGAUGCUAGAAGAAUCCAACAUCUUCUAGCAGCGAGUAUGUUAAAGGUGAGGAAGAAGCAGUAAAGCAUCCCCCAAACUGAAAGGGCACUUCGAGACCAGGAGAUGAAGGAGGCCGCUGCAUAGAGUUUAUGCACAGUUUUAUUCAGGGUAACUCACUGACGGGGGGAUUGGGUGGAGGGUAAUCCGUGCAGAGGCAUAGUUACUGUGUGCAAAAUCCAGGCCUCAGUCCGCAGGUAUAAUAGAGCCAGGGGACAUUCAGAAGGGCUUUGUGGUGAGAUCAGAGGGUUUGCACACACAGAGGGCUGGAGCACACCUCCUUGACAGCUAAUUUAUCAUUAGAUCCUCUGGCAUCACCUGUACAUCAGGAAGGGGGAAAUCUAUGUUAUCUCUAAAAUAUUCAUGGGAGGCCAAAACAAGCCUCCCACCCUCAUCCCGGCCCUGGUGGGCAUUUCUAAAGUAUGUAUAUGAAUCUCCAAGAGCCCAGAACACAUAACCUCAAGAGAGGUCAUGGAGCGAAUGUGAACAAGACGGAGGGCCAAAGAUGGAGUCGGUAUGGUCAGCGCCCCUAUAAGGGGACUCUCCUUACCUGGGGGGUGGUGCUGGGUGUUCUCAAGCCACUGCCUUGGGUACCCAUCCCCACCAGCAUAUGGGCAAGCAGAGCUGAGUCUGUACCCACAGGGACCACGAUUUUUGUCAUUUUGUGGCUGGGCUUGGAACUAUCAUGGUUCUGUGACCUUGGCCCCACCAUUUAACUGCCAGGACUUACAUUUCUCCAUUUCCGAAGAAGGCGUCUUAUAGCCAUUUUCCCCAUGGAGCUGUGUUGUUUGGAAGGCAAUAUGAAAGUUGACCGUUAAAUGAAAGAUCGAGAAAAGAGCAUCUGCUCCAGGGCAUCCUCCAGGGCUUCUCAAGCCAUGUUCCCAAACAGUUCUGGGUUUCAUGGAGGGAGUCCCAGUCAUAGGGGGAACCAUGGGCCAUAGGAUCCCCCACUUCAACCAGAGCGGCCUCCCUGAGCCCUAAUGUACCCCCAUGGCAUUCCAUGUGAGGGUGUUUAGGGGGUUCCAUGGCUUAAGAAGUCAGCAAACCACUUUUUUUUUUUAAGAUUUUAUGUAUUUAUUUGAGAGAAAGACCGCAAGUAAGCUGAGGGGCAGAGGGAGAAGCAGACUCCCCAUGGAGCAGGGAGCCCCAUGUGGGAUUCGAUGCUGGGACUCCAGGAUCAUGACCUGAGCCAAAGGCAGAUGCUUUACCGCUGAGCCACCCAGGUCCCCAGCAAACCACUUUUUUAAUUGAAUACCUGUCUUUUGUUUCAAACAAAUGUCAACUCACUAUGCAUGUUCAUAAGGGUGAGAUGUCUGGUCUCUGGCCAACUAGGUCAACCCGUGUGCCCUUGCCAUGUCAACAAAGUGCGGGGAUCCUCAGCAAGGAUUUCCAGGAGCACAAAGCUGGCAAGAGGCCUUCACCACGGCUGGGACUCACACAUCCAUGCACACACACGCACACAGGCAGACACACACGUGUGUAUGUCCGCGGGAGCUGAGGCUUGUCCGCGUCCCUAAGCACAGAGAAGAAGAAGGGCGUCUGGGACCCAGCUGAGCUGCUGCAUGGAAGUAAUUUCGAAAAACUAAAAGCUCUCAUGACUAUUGUCUUAGAUCUCUGUGAAGGAACCACUCUAUCUCUUUUCUUAAACCUUGUUAUUUUUUUAAGCAUUGCUUUCAAAAUUUCAUUUCUGAGAGAGGCUGAGUUUUUUAGUAAUUCUCAAUGCCAGCUCUUCUAUCAUCAUUAAGUCAUUAACAAAAAGCCACGGGAAGCAUUAGGAAAGAGCGCAAUGUUUAAUGUUAUAAUUUGUCAGGUGCGCUCAGCCCUUAACUGUUUACAGAGCCCUCUCCUGCACCCGGUAGGGGGUGCCUAGCAUGAGCUCUGGGGCCAGCUGGAUGGAUCGGUGGGGGAUACCCUAGGCUAAAGCCACACUGUGAUUCUUUAGUGCCCUGAGAUUAUGCACUGUUUUUAGGUAUUUGUAUCCAUGUCUAAUUUUGUUCUGUGUUGAUAUCGUAUUUAAAUAAUUUCUUAAUGGUCUUGGGCAUUUACCCUAAACUGUUCUAAAUAAAAAGCUCUAUUUUUAGAGAAAAUGGCAGGAUUGCAUGGA
This is a messenger RNA of Mustela lutreola (European mink), 5433 nucleotides long. It is a transcript of the gene IFNLR1, whose product is annotated as interferon lambda receptor 1. NCBI's taxonomy places the organism in Eukaryota, Metazoa, Chordata, Mammalia, Carnivora, Mustelidae. Gene Ontology annotation, molecular function: protein binding. The record is from RefSeq and is a predicted model, not a curated record. The transcript has 9 exons. The coding region runs from base 1 to 2100 and encodes 699 amino acids.